Telopea speciosissima is the source of this 1948-nucleotide messenger RNA. RefSeq names its product splicing factor 3B subunit 2. The coding region runs from base 27 to 1802 and encodes 591 amino acids. The record is from RefSeq and is a predicted model, not a curated record. Gene Ontology annotation, cellular component: U2 snRNP; catalytic step 2 spliceosome; precatalytic spliceosome. The transcript has 19 exons. Gene Ontology annotation, biological process: mRNA splicing, via spliceosome. Lineage: Eukaryota; Viridiplantae; Streptophyta; Magnoliopsida; Proteales; Proteaceae.
AGAGAGAGAGAGAGAGAGAGAGAAAGAUGACAGCGGAGAUCGUGAAAGGAAAUACGGAAGCCCUCGGGCAUUCCAAUGGCUUUGCUGAGUUUCAUAAGGAAAACGCCGUGGGAGGAAUUCACGGCAAGAAAUCGAAGGAGAGCGAUAGGCGAAGACGCCGUAGGAAGCAGAAGAAAGCCAACAAAAAAUCCCAAAUAGCCGCCACCAAUGGUUCCUCCGCUGCCGACGAUGAGAGCGAAGAUGCCGAUGACGUUAAAGAGAACAACGAUCCGCAGCAGGUACUGGAUACCCUAGUUGAAGUGGAAUACGUUCCUGAGAAGGCAGACAUAGAGGAUGAUCUGCUGGAAGAUUUCAAAAAGGUCUUUGAGAAAUUCACCUUCAGUGAUGCUGCUGCCGGCGCUGAGGACAAUGUCAAGAAGGAUGAAACGGCUGCAAAUGCGGCAUCUGAUAAGAAAGCAACUUCCGACUCUGAUGAAGAAGAACAGGACACGCAACAGAAAGAGAAGGGUGGGCUUUCGAAUAAGAAGAAAAAGCUCCAACGCCGGAUGAAGAUUGCUGAGUUGAAACAAAUUUGCCAAAGGCCGGAUGUUGUUGAGAUAUGGGACGUGACAGCAGCAGACCCAAAACUUCUUGUGUUUUUGAAAUCAUACCGCAAUACUGUUCCUGUCCCAAGGCAUUGGAGUCAAAAGAGGAAGUUCUUACAGGGGAAGCGGGGUAUUGAGAAACAGCCUUUUCAACUUCCUGAUUUCAUUGCUGCCACUGGAAUUGAAAAACUAAGACAGGCUUACAUUGAAAAGGAAGACAACAAGAAAUUGAAGCAGAAGCAGCGUGAACGUAUGCAACCAAAGAUGGGAAAAAUGGAUAUUGAUUAUCAGGUUCUUCAUGAUGCCUUCUUUAAAUACCAAACUAAGCCAAAACUGACAUCAUUUGGUGACCUGUAUCAUGAAGGGAAAGAAUUCGAGGUGAAGCUAAGGGAGAUGAAGCCCGGAAUGCUGUCUCAAGAGCUAAAGGAAGCUCUUGGGAUGCCAGAGGGUGCCCCUCCUCCAUGGCUUAUCAAUAUGCAGAGGUAUGGUCCUCCACCAUCUUAUCCACAUCUUAAGAUUCCUGGCUUGAAUGCUCCCAUUCCACCUGGUGCUAGCUUUGGGUAUCAUCCUGGAGGUUGGGGUAAACCUCCCGUUGAUGAAUAUGGGUGUCCUUUAUAUGGAGAUGUCUUUGGGGUCCAGCAACAAGAACAGCCUAAUUAUGAGGAAGAACCUGUUGAUAGGAGCAAACACUGGGGAGAUUUGGAAGAAGAAGAGGAGGAGGAAGAGGAAGAGGAAGAACAGAUAGAAGAGGAGGAGCUAGAGGCAGGCAUUCAAUCGGUGGACAGCCUGUCAAGUACUCCGACUGGUGUUGAGACACCUGAUGUCAUUGACCUCCGGAAGCAGCAGAGAAAGGAGCCUGAGAAACCUCUUUAUCAAGUUCUUGAAGAAAAAGAAGAAAAGAUUGCUCCAGGAACUUUGCUUGGAACAACCCACACAUACGUACUUGGCAGUGGCACGCAAGACAAAGCAGCUGCUGCAAAAAGGGUCGAUCUGCUUCGUGGCCAAAAAUCAGACAAAGUGGAUGUCACUUUACAGCCUGAAGAACUGGAAGUUUUGGACAAUGUUGUGGCUGCUAAGUAUGAGGAAGCGAGGGAAGAGGAGAAGUUGCGAAGCCAGCGGGAGGAUUUCAGUGACAUGGUUGCAGAGAAUGAGAAGAAGAGAAAGCGGAAGAUGCAGGAGAAGGAUGGAAAGUCAAAGAAGAAGGACUUCAAAUUUUAGUGCGUUUGAUAUUUCAUAUUUUGUCAUCUUUGAAGUCUCCUAACUUUGUACCAAUAGCCUCGUUGUAGAAGGAAUUCUUGACUGUCUUAAUAGGCUUGUAGUUUCACAGAGUCCCGAUUGGAACUAUUUCUGGGAGAAAAGGAGCU